ACGCUUGCGGCAGGCACACUUCGCCGCCAAUUCCCGAAACUGUCGCACCGACGUAACGCUUUUUCCCGCACAACCUCCUCCACAUUUAUUUGGCGCUGAAAAUUCCACCAGAUGAAAAAAAUUUGCACAAAAUCGGAUUUUUAACAUCAUUAUAUGAAUAGCUACAAAACCGGAUACGAUAAAUCUGUUUUUUGAAUUUAAAUUUUUGAAUCUAUGUAACAGAAACAAUACAAAAUAUAGUGCGCGAACUGAAAACCCGUAAAAAUAAAAUGGGCCUAGCCCAAAAUAUAACUUUUUUCGUUUGUUUUUAAAUAGUUUCGUUAAGAAAUUUGUAUUAAAACAAUAUUUACUGAAAGUAAAUAGCUUUUAAACCAACUGUAAUGAAAUGUUAAUGUGAAAAUUGUGGAAUAAUUAUAGAAAUUUCUAAAAGAAAUUUAUAAGUGAGCUAAGCAAUAAUUUAUUAAUUUAAAAGUUAUGGAAUAAAAUAUAAAAAAGGAGUUUCAUAAAAGUUAAUUUUCAAGUCAAUACGACGGAAUUGAAAUACGAUUAGAUACAUAUAUGUAUGUACAUUUCGCAGGCCACUAAUACAGGGGCUUGUGUGUACAUAGAGGAGUCUAAGGACCUCGAAAUAAGGAGGCCAACAACAACAACUGCGCUGGAUUAGAUUUUGCCGCCAAGUUCCGAGCAGAAAGUUAAUAAUUUUCGAAAUCCCACCAAACGAAACCGAAAGAAUCCAAAACAAAGCAAAGCAUUUUCAAUUGAAGUCAGAUUCUGAAUGCCAGCAACCGUCAGCCCACCUGAGCAGUAGCACCAGAUCCGCCCCCGCCCGCGGCACCAGUCCCCCUGGCACCCACGCACGCAAGCGCAGGUCCCCGGGAAACCCCCCAGAAAUCCCCAGAAAAAGGAAUAAAUAAAUCGACAGGAAGAGGAGGCCCAAGGAGCUGAGAGAAAUUUAUUUUGAUUCGCCUUUUGUUUUAAUCGCACAGCCGAAAAUGUGGAGGAAAGCGAGGGAAACGCGUCGUCAGGGUCAUUCUGAAGCCCCAAAAGCAUCACCAACAUCAACAACAACAGCAAUCAGAGGAAGGACACAAACUGCAAAAGGAUUACUACUCACAUGGAUGCAAUUUGCAGUUCUCGUCGCUGCGACAGUUCUACUCAACUGUACUGGAUGUCAAGCUGCCGGACGUGCCCCGCCGGAACCCUAUUACGGCCGCUAUAUUGGAAACUUUACUAACUUUGCCCACGGCAUCAAGGGAAAAAUCUACGCGGUGGACGAGUCUACCUUGUUCGUCAAGUCCUUUGCCUACGAUGGCACCGGUCCGGAUGCCUUCUUCUGGGUGGGCAAGACACCACGCCCCAGUCCCGAGGGCUACAUUAUACCCUAUCCGGAGGAGUAUUCGGGCAUCGAUCCCCCCAUUUUGCAGGCGCACAACCGAACGGACAUCAUACUGCGUUUACCCAUGGGCAAAAGGAUUAAGGACAUUCGAUGGCUGUCAGUGUGGUGUAGACGCUUUACGGUUGAUUUCGGAGAGGUGUUCAUCCCGCCCAAUCUAGACGUGCCCAAGCCCCGCGUCCUGCCCGAAUUUAAGCGUUUAGCUCAUGGCCUUCGCUCCAGCAACAUCAGCGUGUUGGAUGCCAAAACGUUUUACAUUCCCAAUCUGCAUUACGAUGGCGCUGGACCGGAUGCUUACUUUUGGGUGGGCAACGGCAGUGAACCGAACAUCAUGGGCGUUAAGGUGCCCAAUGAAAUGGGAUCCUUGGAACCCUUGCGUGGCUACCAGGGCGAGGACAUUGAGAUUCAGUUGCCUGGUGGAUUGACCGUCUACGACAUUGACUGGCUAGCCGUUUGGUGUGUGGAGUAUCGACACAAUUUUGGCCACGUCUAUAUCCCCAGGGACCUGGACGUACCUCCGGCCUUGGGCCAGACCAAGAUAACGCCUCCAUGGUGGUAUUCACCCACCACCACGACUCCACGGCCGGUGUACAGCAAUUGUCGCGAGAUCCUGCCGAAUAGGCUUCAGGUGAAAUGGGAGCUCCAGGGUGAAUAUAUACAGAUCGAGCUCUUUGGCCGCAUCACCGAGGACCAGUACAUGGCCUUUGGACUAUCCGGUGCCAAUGGACGGCCGCAGAUGGCCCAGUCCGAUGUGGUUGUGGCCUUUUACGACACCAACGCUCGUGUUUUCCGGGCGGAGGAUUACUUUAUCUCGGAUUUGUCCCAGUGCGAUGGGCAGCGCGGUGCUUGUCCUGACGAAAGAAUCGGAGCCCGGAAUGAUGUUGUUGUGGUAAGCGGUGACCGGAAGAACGGGGUAACCACCAUCCGCUAUAAGCGACUCCUGCAAACCAACGAAGCCCUGUACGACACUGCGAUUCCCAUCGAUCGAGAGGUUUCAGUCAUCGCUGCCAUUGGUCCCUUGAAUGCCCGUAAAGAGGCGAAUGCCCAUUCCCACACCGCCAGCGAUCAUAACCAGGACGAUAUUCGUAUUAACUUUGGAGCAAGAAACGAUCACGCCUGCAAGAGUUCGCUGUACGAUGUCAAGGACGAGAGUGGACCCAGGCCAUGGCCCACGAGGAAGAUCGAAGGUGUCAGGAAGUUCCGUGCCAGCAUUGGACCCACGGGGGGCAAACGCGGCUACACGGCCAUUACUGGCGUACCGUCGUGGGGCAUUGCUUGGUAUGUGAACGAUUUGCUGAUCCCUGAAAUCACAGUGGAACGUGGCCUGAGUUAUGAAUUUAUCAUCGAGGGCGGCAACGAUCCGUCUCAGCCAGCAAGAUAUCACCCAUUCUACAUUACGGAUUCGCCUGAAGGCGGACUUGGCCAGAAGAUGGGUCUGGAGGCCCGGAAGCAAAAGGCUUAUGCUGGUGUGGAGUACGACGAUGAUGGCAAUGCCAUACCCACAGCGGCUGGUCGCUAUUGCGAGUGGGAACACCAGACCAUUGAUAAAUCGGCGGAAAUCGACACUUUCGAAGAGUAUGUGAAAACUCUGGUGUAUAGGUGCGCUGAUGGAGAGCCUGGUUAUUUGAAUUGGACAGUUCCAAUGAAUGCUCCUGAUGAGCUUUACUAUCAGUGCUUCACCCACAACAACCUGGGCUGGAAAAUAAAGGUGGUGGACAUGGGAGCAUCCAGGGGAGCAAACCUCGGCAGCAGCCAUCUCUCCGUGUAUGGAAUUGUCAUGGUUAUUAGCCUGGUUGCGACACGCCUUCUUUCCAGAGGCUCUGUGCUUGCCUGAUAGUGCCCUAAGCUUGCCCAGUAAAUCGGUUUAAAAUUUAGUCUAACCUCCAAAACCAUAAGCAGACAAUGCUCCAACCUUCUGGACACAUAUCUAUAUUCUCACAUAUCUCUUUCCAUAACUAUAUACUGCUCAUAUCGUAUUAUUUUUCUCCACGAAUCCAUUGAAUCGAAUUUAUUAUUUGGCAUUGUAUUUGGACAUUGUCUGCCAUGCGUUUUGAGCCACUCGGCGGCUUUCACAACCAGGCUAAUAUCAUCUGACAAACAUAUCUUGACAAUAAUUCGUAAGAUGUAAAACUGUUGAAAUUGUGUGUGCAUGCGUGAGAGUGCCCACUGUACUAGUGGAGUGGGCGAAGAAUGGAUGUUGGCCGCAACCGAAACUGAAUCGGUUGGCGGCUCUAGAUUCUGCAAAUGAGUUGGAGGGGCAGCGAGAUCUUUUUGUAAAUUUACGAGUAUGGAAUUCUACUUUUUUACAUGUAUACUUAUUAAAUUUACUUAUACAUCUACAUUUCUAGUACAGUAAAAUGUAAUUUUUCUAGCAGCUAGAUACUGAAACAUAAAGAAUCAAAAAUGUUUGCUAAGCGGUUCCCUGUACGCCGACAAUAAGAAACAGUGACAUUGAGACAAUAAACGAACAAUGAUAAUAAUGGUGUGGCUACACACAAAAAUAUUCAAAAAAGAAACAUUUAUUUAGAGGGGCCUCGAAGGGAGGUCCCAGAACAUUGUACAAUAAGAAACUUAGGAGUGUAGGGAGGUUGGGCAACAACAAAUGCAAUUUGUAAGACAAUAAAAUCUGCAAAUAUGUCAGUUUUGGGAAUAUUAUGACGACAAUACAAUAAUUUUAAAGAAUUUGAAUGUACUAAAACAAUAAUGAUAAAACACUAUGUUAUUUAAUGCUAUUGACUACACUGUGGUGCUUCUUGUAACGAUAUUAGAUGAAAUGUAAAUGCACGCCACAAAUUUAUACAUGUAAUGGAAUCCAAGAAAAACCCCCCUUCUGAUGGGGACUCCGUUUUUGUUAUCAGAUGAUUUUCUUAUAACUUUUUUAACUAUAUUUGCGUAAUUGGUGUUUUUAUAUAAGCAUGGUACGUAUUCAAAUAUGUAUGUUUACAAUAAGAUAUAUGUGUACAUUGGUAAGCGAUUAAUUGAAGGACAACAACCAGUGGAAAAUAAUUAAAUAUUCUGGACAAUAACACAUGCAUUAAGUAAUAUUAUAAAAUAAUAGAUAUGUAUGCAUGCAAGGUUUUGGUAAAUCUUUUUGAUAGAAGUACGGAAAAUACUUGGAUCGAUUGAAUAAAUCAUUUUAUCGCAUAGGCCGAAUUAAUAGAACUAACUUUUCCUAAAAGUAUAAAUAUUGGACACUCGAGUUUGUUAAGUUUCUCUAUUGUUAUGUUGGGUUCUCCUUUAAACGUUUUUCCUUUGUUAUCCUCAAAUAACUAGGCUUAAAGGGUUAAUUUUUUGUUUGUACACAUCUAAGACACUUGUGGGCAGUUUUGAUAAUGAAAUUUGUAAAGAUCUGAAGAGAGGGUUUGUACCACUAAGGCGAUUUUUGUAUAGUUGAUAAAGCUAAGCGCACAAAAGUCCAUGAAAGUGAAACCCAAAGACGUAAUAACGCGCAAAUCAAACGAUUUAUAAACGAAUUCAGACCGUUUGUACUCCAUUUAUAUAAAUAUACAUACUUAUAUAUAUUUACAUUACACGAACAAGACAAGAAUAUGACUCUUAAAGAAUAUCCCUAAAAGUUUAAAGAAUUUCCAUGUCGAUUAUAACUUAACAUCUCGUACUUAGAUAGCAACAUUUUCUGCAUUACCUAAACAAAGUACUUUCAUUACAAAUAAAAAAGAAAUCAAAAGAAACU
Molecule: messenger RNA, 5084 nt
Organism: Drosophila ananassae
Lineage: Eukaryota; Metazoa; Arthropoda; Insecta; Diptera; Drosophilidae
Product: protein Skeletor, isoforms B/C
Exons: 14
Coding region: 993-3227 (744 amino acids)
Source: RefSeq, a predicted model, not a curated record